Pestalotiopsis fici W106-1 is the source of this 4728-nucleotide messenger RNA. RefSeq lists its product as uncharacterized. Gene Ontology annotation, molecular function: protein binding. The transcript has 2 exons. The coding region runs from base 1 to 4728 and encodes 1575 amino acids. The record is from RefSeq and is a predicted model, not a curated record. NCBI's taxonomy places the organism in Eukaryota, Fungi, Ascomycota, Sordariomycetes, Amphisphaeriales, Sporocadaceae.
AUGGAUACUUACGUGGUCGUCUUUACUAUUAUCAUUCUUUUUCUUGUCCAGAAUUUCCUUAAUAGAUUCCGAUAUGUUUCCGCGACACCAUCCUCAGUCCCGACAGACGAUCCAACAACAACCAGCUCACGCCCUCGACCUGUUCGCCUGGAUCAAAUCAAUCCUCUUAUCAAUAAAGAUACCAACAUUGAUCUCGAUGUUAUCGCUAUACAUGGCUUCGAUGCGCGUUCGCCAGACACGUGGACUUACAAGUCCACAGCGAACGAGCCAGGGGUCAACUGGCUCGAAAAUCCAGAAAUGCUUCCCGGUGUAGUCGGAUCAGCUCGGAUUUUCACCUGUGACUGGCCAUCCGACUUUUUUGAGAGUUCGGAUUUUGUUCAAAAGACAUUCGACAAAUUUGCUGAAGGCUUGCUUGAUGGCAUCGAAUCUCGUCCACCAGCAAAAGGUUGCACUCAAGCCGAAGGACCGCCGAUUCUCUUCAUCGCCUCAUGUCUCGGUGGUGUCAUGCUCAUGAAGGCACUUGUCGAAGAAGGGAUGAAAUGUAACGAUUCUCCGACCCUGAAAGCGACACGUGGAAUCGUUUUUCUUGCGACGCCAUUUCGAGGGACAGCUUUCGCCGAUGUCGCGCACUGGGCCGAACCGAGUCUUCGAAUAUGGGCCUCCUUGCGAGCUCAAGCAGUCUCCAAUCUUCUCGGCCAAAUAAAAGAGGGCUCCGAACUUACAAAGCUGGUGGGAGAUUUCACAAGGCUUUGUCAAAGAGACGGCCCAUUUAUGGCAACAUUUUUUGAGAAUGAAAAAAGUCGAUUGCUCCGUAGAGUUGGUUCAUUUCGAUUUUCAAUUUUCAAAGAAAAGAAACUGUUGGUCCCCGAGAGUUCUGCGACUCUGGAUAUCGUGCGCAACCGAAAGCCUCUGAACCGGACUCAUGGUAAAAUGAACAAUUUUCGUGGUCCUGGCGAUGAUGACUACAAAAUUGUUGCCGAAAGUAUCAAAGAAAUGGCCAAAUCCAUCCGCGAAGGGCGACUACUACACCGGGCAUACGAAUACAUCAAUAAAAGACAUUAUAACGACAACAGACUCAAAAUUGUUCGUAUUUCGGAUGAUGAGUUAAGCAUGAGCGAGUGCUAUGUUAAUCUCGCCAUCACGUAUCAGCCAUCCAGGAACAAUGGAUCAGAGUCGAAGGACCCGACAUCUUCGUCACAAUCUUCACUAUUCAGACGACUCAAUGUCGAGAGUCCCAACAAGAAUUCGGAGGUUGAGUUGUUGAAACUCUUUGAUCGUCGAAAAGACCAUGCUGGUCGUGAAGUUGGCCCCAGAAAAAUUCUGAUACGAGGACAAGCCGGCGUCGGAAAAACCACUUUGUGCAAAAAGAUGGUGUACGAAUUCUCAAGAAAUGAAAUGUGGAACAACACUUUUGAUCGUAUUCUAUGGAUACCCUUACGAAAUCUGAAGUUACUGGAACAUCACAAUUUGGAAGCGUUGUUUCUCCGAGAAUUCUUCUCCCGAGAAACACUGGAUAAGGGAAGAAUGUUCGCAACAGAACUUCAUUCUCAAGUAUCAAAUGGCAAAGAUGAGAAAACUCUGUUUAUUCUUGAUGGCCUGGACGAAGUUUACGAUGCUCUAGAACGAGGCCACUGGCUUCACGAUAUCCUGGAAGAGCUUUUGACCAUGCCGGCUUCUAUCGUCACUUCCCGACCACGUGUUAGUCUCCCGGGUGAUCUUAGCAAAGGAUUCGAUCUAGAGCUCGAGACUAUUGGUUUCUAUCGGGAGCAAGUAGACUCCUACAUCGAAAAAGUAUUCACACAUUCAAAGGUGAAAGGAACGAAGUGGGACAGAGUCGACGGCCUUCGAUCUGUACUACGCCAGCAUAAGCUCCUGCAGCAGCUUGUACGAAUACCCAUUCAGCUAGAUGCACUCUGCUUCAUAUGGGAUGAUGAUCACAGAAGCCUGCAAAGCAACUUCAAACUCGAGACUAUGACCAACAUCUAUCAGGCCAUUAUGAAAAUUCUAUGGAAGAAAGAUCUUCUUCGCUUGGGCCAGUUCGGCAAGGAACUCACACGAAGAGAUGUUCAAAACUAUCCCUUAGACAAGCUAGAAAUCUUCUUUCAAGACGAGGUCGCUUGCCUGGAGAUACUAGCCUUCAAAGGAAUGGUUGAUGACAGUAUCGUUUUUACGGAAAGUCAAAUUCUGGCCAUGCCCACCCUGAAACCCCUCAAGGCUGGCAAGCUAGAGGGUCUUUCCAUCUUACGUACCCAUGAAUUGUUGAUUCCGGACCCGACUUAUCACUUUAUACAUCUGACAUUCCAAGAAUACUUUGCAGCACGAUAUUUCGUCAGGCAAUGGAUAUCCGGUGACACUUUGAAACGUGGUAAGCACGAGCUAUCGAGUUCUGCUUCCAACUUCAUCAAAGAAUACAAAUAUGACGAUCGUUAUAAUGUUUUCUGGCGUUUUGUCACAGGUCUACUGAGCCUAAAAGAUCAUGGCUUGGAAGAAUUCUUUCCAACGCUUGAAACAGAGCCAAUCGACAUGAUCGGUGUAGUCCAUCAGCGACUUCUCAUGCAUUGUUGGAACGAGGUAUCUCCUGACGACACCAAAUUCCUCGCCGAACGUCAAAACUUUGAAGACAGACUCUACCGAGCAGCAAUGGAACAAUUCAAGCUCACAGAUUCUGUGAGCGUUAUAGAGGAAGUCGAAUUUCCCGAAAAGCCUCUGUUGAGAGUACUCAGAUCGUUUUCAGAUGAAUUGAGACGUACCGUUCUAAGAUCAAUCAUGUUCCGUGGGAUGGUUCCUGUCACAGCACUGCGUUUGAUAUAUUCUUCGCUCCGAGAUGAUCUUGACUGUCUUGAGAGAACCGGUUUACUAUUCUCCAUACGUUUGGCGCAGUCGACUAUUUUGAAUGAUGAGAUUCUCGGAAUUAUCAAAGAGCAAAUCAGUUACGGUAAUACAGUCCAAGUUAUGGCUAUCGCAGUGUUAGUAGAUUUUCUCAUGUCUGGCGACAAAACGUCUAUCCUGGAGAAACUCAAACAACAAGUCACUUCUCUGGAAUCAGAAUCAGAAUUGGUCCGAGCGCAGUUUUUCCUAGCAAUGCGGUCGCACCGUCGUCGACAGGAACCUCAAACUAUUGAAUUUCUUGUUUCUCAACUACAAGGCACAUUGAAAGCACAUGCGAGUCAAGAUGAAACAAAUCUAGAUCUACAAGAAAACACUUCCAGCAUUUUCACGGGGUGGGGAAUGUAUCCAGAAGCAUCGUCGAUCAUAACGUUACUUGGAGGACAGCCAAGCCUACCGACGGAUGUCCUAGCCAUCAUCUCAACGCAGCUUCAGAAUCAGGACGCGCAAGUUCGACGUGCAGCAGUCAGAUCAGUCAAAGCACACUGCCCCAAUGAAUUCAUCCUCAAAACAAUCACGCCAUGGCUAGACGGUCCACAGCUGCACACUCGGGAAGCAGUGCUUGAAGUGCUUGGGUCUUGGCAUCCCCUGCCCUCCGAAGUCAAGAAAUUCAUCAUAGCGCAGCUGAUGCACUCAGAUGCAAUGAUUCGAAGGGCAGUUAUAAGACCGCUGCAGAAGUGGCCCAAUAUUGACGCAGAAAUUUUCCAAGCUGUCGGGGCAAAUCUUACAGAUAACGACUCGAUCACGCGGAAAGAAGCUAUUACUCUUCUUGGAGCUCAGUAUCUAUUUCGAGAUGAGGACAUUGAUCUCUUCAAAUCCAUUCUAUGGUAUGAUCAGGAUCUUUCCGUCCGUCAAGAAGCCUUAAGAGUACUAUGGAGCCGCCUAGAUUUCAACGACAUCGGCUUUGAUCUAAUAUCAGAAUGUCUCCAGCAUCCUGGGCUCUGCAGUCAUGCUCUCGACGAAUGGCAGAGACGACCUGAGCUAUGUCGUAAUGCUUGCCCGGAGAUCAUGCAAUUGCUGCUCGGGUCAUGCUUGAAAAGCAGCAAUUGGGAGAACAGAGCAAAGACAUAUGAAAUCCUCACAAUACUGCACCCAAGUGAUGGCACUUAUGAUUCUCUUUUUGAUGUCAUUAUGAAUGGGUUGAAAGAUCCAGUGCCCUCUGUGCGGGAAGCUGUCGCCAGGGCAUUGAAUAAUUGGUCUUCAACAGAGGUUCGUUAUUUGCAAAUAAUCAUUGAUCAUCUGCAAAGCGUCCUCUUUGAAAAGAAUGCAGGAGAAAAAUAUCACGGAUAUCUUCUCAGAGCUCUGGAAAAUUUUCCUCGGCCCACUGACGACGCUUACCUUGUCCUCUCUCGAACAUUAGCAUAUCCCUGGCACCAUGUAUGCUCCGCAGCUGUGGCAACCUUGCAAAAGUGGCCUCAGCCUCGAAAAGCUGUUAUUGAAAAUAUUGUCCUGUACUUGCAAGCCUCUGACACGAAAUGUGUAAGCAAAGCUCUUGAGGUACUUGGAGAAUGGUCUCAGUUGGACCCCGACAAUCUUCGGGCUAUUGCAAAGAAGUUACAGGACAAGGAGAGGCAACUACAACUAGCAGCCUUCAAUGCAGUAGUGAAGCAGCAAGUCCUCAAUCUCAAUGUAAUUAUGCCCUAUAUGGAAUCGUUAUUUCGAAUUUCUUUGCGCAACAGCCACACUCGGCGUGUUUGCUGGCUAACGGAAGGCGAGAAAAACACGGUUUUGAUUGGAUCAAGAGCACUUCGCUGGCAGAAUGAACAGGGAAGAGUAGAUACCUGGUUUUUGUUGGAACCUGGCAUCAUUCGGAGGUGGCGCGAGAGUUGUACAGAUGGUUAG